Molecule: messenger RNA, 1730 nt
Organism: Aspergillus ruber CBS 135680
Lineage: Eukaryota; Fungi; Ascomycota; Eurotiomycetes; Eurotiales; Aspergillaceae
Exons: 2
Coding region: 365-1705 (446 amino acids)
Source: RefSeq, a predicted model, not a curated record
ACGACCAAUCACAGGCCUGAGAUCUACUUCCAUCAAUAUCCAACCGCCAACUUGCUCCUGACGGUCUUUCUUUUUCUGUACUUCUCUACGCGCCCGGGUGUUUUAGCUUGCAGCUUAGGAAGCAUUCUGCAACAAUCGGAGAUUUUUAGCGCCCAGAUCUAUUACCAUGAGAGCUACCGCGAGCUCUAUAUGCUGUCUCUAUUCUGGGAGGCCAGCGCUUGCAGUUGGCAUUCCAGCCCAGUUUUCUUCAGAAAGACAAUGUAUGAAAUAGCACUGGCUGGCCCUGUUUCUCAUUGUGUUUUUUCUUUGACAGAAAAUCUCUGUUUUUGCAGCUGCAUUAGAGAUCCUGUAAAAUAUUCUUAAUAUGGCGAGGUUGUCCCUCAGAUAUGUGGCUGGACGGCCAUCGAUACUGCUCCUCUGUGCCAUCAUCGCAACCACCAUCACACCAGGCUACGCCUUCGAUCUGGUCACACGCGCCGACACAUGUCCGGACUCCUACAAGCAGUGCGGAAACUCUAAGUUUCCAGAUUCUUUUUGCUGUUUGUCAUCGUCGACAUGUAUGAGCUUUGAUAAUUCGAGUUCAGUCAUUUGCUGUGAGGAUGGCGAGGAUUGUAACUCCAUUGCAACCAUCUCUUGCGAUGUGCAGCAACAAAAUGCCACCCUUCAUCCAAAAAGUCCGAUCAAGACGACACGACUUGAUGAUGAUUUGCCCAAGUGCGGUGAUUCUUGCUGUCCGUUUGGGUAUGAGUGCAGGGAAAGCGGCGGGAGGAGUGCUUGUGUGUUGGAUAGCAGUUCUUCUUCAUCGUCUUCAACGUCUACCUCUUCGACAUCAACCAGAGCAUCUACAACGCAUACAACGCAUACACCUCCUGCAACAUCCGCAACUACCGCAUCAGAUGAAGUAUCAUCAACAUCAGACUCCAUUGCCGUUAUCCCGACAGCAGCCCCCGAAUCCGAAACUUCCAAACAAGAAUCUUCGUCCUCAAGCCCCAGCCCCAGCGCCCUCCCAGACACAAGCACUCUAUCAAAGUCAAGUAACUGUUCCUCCUUCCCAACCCCAGCCAUCCUCGCCGGCUUCUUCCCCGGUGCCAUCUUCGGAGCAGCCCUAGCAUUCCUAACCCCAUACUGCCUCCGAAAACGACGACAGAACCUCCCUCCAUCUGCGAAGGUAGCACAGUUCACGGAACGAACGAGGAAUGGGACAUUACUCGGGAUAUCAGACCCAAUCCCCUCGGAAGAUACAGCGAUGCGUACGGAUUUUCUCGCCUGCCAGAGCCCCAACAUCAACAACAACAAAUCAAACAGUGCAAACAGUGGCAUCCUCCGCCGCGCAAGCGAAGGAACCCGCUCCCGCCUGCAUCGCACCGGCUCUCGCGUGAAAUCCUUCCUCAGCACCCGCCACGAUCCAACCCUCGACCCUGACGUCCCCGUCGUCCCGCCCUUACCCGUUCACGUGCAUGACCUGCAUGCACAUGCAAAUGUACAGUCAACACCACGUCCAUCAAGCACGGAGAGUAUACGAGUUUACACGCCACCGGGUGUCUUCCAGACAAGGGGGUUUCUGAAACCGGAUCCAUAUCCGGGGGCUGCGGCUUGGAGGGUUAAUGCGAGGCCAGAUACGACGUUUACGGAGAUGAUUGAUCAUGUGGGGUUUAGGGAUAAGAGGGGGCAGCCUUGUUAUCGGGUGAGAGAUGGGAAUGCAUAAGUAUUGUUGAGUUGAGACUGGGGGG